UUCUGCUUCUACUUCUCCUUCUACUUCUGCUUCUGCUUCUGCUUUGGCUUCUCCUUCUCCUUCUGCUUCUGCUUCGGCUUCUGCUUCUACUUCUCCUUCUACUUCUGCUUCUGCUUCUGCUUCUGCUUCUGCUUCUGCUUUUGCUUCUCCUUCUCCUUCUGCUUCUGCUUCUGCUUCUACUUCUGCUUCUACUUCUCCUUCUACUUCUCCGCGUCCUGCAUCCGUUCCACAACUUAGCAAUCUAUCUCUCUCUGUCCUCGUUUGACCCCUUCGUCUCACAAUGGUGUAUCUCAAUGCCAUCUUUGAAGAAGAAGAGCGACGCCGCCUGAUCAGCGAAAUUUCAGAUGCCCUGGCCCAUGACCCUCUUCCCACGCAACUCCCAAUGGUGCGUGCAUGUCUCUGGCUGUCGGAUAUCGAGAACCUGCGUGCCCUGCAUGCCCUCCUCGACGGCUCGAUAGAUGUGCUUCUUGACCGUCUUUGCAUGAAAGAGAGCACUAAUAUUGUUGGGAAAUGGUCUCAGUUGGACAAAAAGAUUAACUCCCAGGUGGCAUCUCCCGUGGCAGUACGUGGCACCCCGACCCCAUCACCUCUGUCUCGUGUUCCGGGCAAGGAGUCCCCCAGGCUGGAAUCUUCCCCGGUUCCUCUCUCAAGCCCUCUGCCUGGAAUGGGUUCGGCUCCCGUGGCAUCAUUGCCCGUCACUAAAAGCGCGACACCAACACCGGCCCCCGUCCGACUUCGUCUGGACAUUCCUUCUUCUCCGACAAUAGAGCGGUUAUCAAAAAAGCAUCCUCUCAGCUCUCCCGUCACUCCUGGCACUAAGAGGAGGCGAAGCACAGCCGUGACCCAGCAAUGCAAGGACCGUGAUGGCAUGUGUAUUAUCACCUCAACACCGGCCGAGCUUAUCGACGUGUGUCAUCUGUAUCCAGCCUUGAUGGGUAACCGUGAUAGUCCCGGAGUGAUUGGAUUCUGGAGAACUAUUCGCCUCUUCUGGACAAAAGAGAAAGUGGAUAGCUGGUACAAUGCGAUCUUCGGCGAUGGGGCUGAUACGGAAAAGAUUGAGAAUAUGAUUUGCAUGAAUUCAUUUGCCCACCGCCUUCACGGAAAAAGCUUUUUUGCCUUUGAACCCUUAGAUAGGGAUCCUAAUGGCAAAUGGUUGACUCUCCGGUUCUGGUGGCUGAAACAACAGCAGGCGCCAAAAGAUGUCUCUAUUGGAGAAAUACCGGACUUCCCCGAUAACGAAGAUCCGACAAAGUACGGCGUCAACUUGUGGGAUAUGAUCUCGCAUCGACGAAUCAUCAGUGGUGAUACCUUCACUCUCAAGACCCCCGAUCCCGUCAAUCUCCCUCUCCCAGACACCCGUAUCAUGAGCCUACAGUGGCAUAUGAACAGAGUCGCUGCCAUGGCCGCAGCUGCCGAGCCCCAGGACCCGGACGACUACUCCGACGAUGAUGACGAUGAUGACGGCCUGGAUUACUUUGCACGACCCUAUGAAAUGGAUACAUCGAGUUUGCUCCUUCCCUCCCAGUCCUCCUUUACCUCAGUGACGGAUACCUGUCGUCCGGGGGAUGAAAGGGCCGUGUCUACCCACGAAGUUACCCUUGAGGAGGAAGAAGAAGAAGAAGAAGAGCAGGAGGAGUGAAGAGAAGUGACAGGACACAUCAAGUAUACUUUCCCUCUCCCAGUUCUCCCUCAUCUCUAUGACAGAUACCCGGCUUCCUUGGGACGAAAUGUCUGUGCCUAUCCACGAAGCUGCCCUUGAGGAACAAGGCGAAGAAGAAAAAAAGGAAGAAGAAUGAUAACAAUAAUAAUAAUAAUAAUAGCUAUUAGUGAAGGAAAAGUGAUGUGGCAGUUUAAUUAGUCAAUUUAAUUCAUG
Messenger RNA from Aspergillus heteromorphus CBS 117.55, 1873 nucleotides. RefSeq lists its product as uncharacterized. NCBI's taxonomy places the organism in Eukaryota, Fungi, Ascomycota, Eurotiomycetes, Eurotiales, Aspergillaceae. The transcript has 3 exons. The coding region runs from base 383 to 1639 and encodes 418 amino acids. The record is from RefSeq and is a predicted model, not a curated record.